Molecule: messenger RNA, 2265 nt
Organism: Clonostachys byssicola
Lineage: Eukaryota; Fungi; Ascomycota; Sordariomycetes; Hypocreales; Bionectriaceae
Source: the annotation of a GenBank genome assembly
AUGUCAGCGGCCGGGGUCCCACCGGAGCGACAAGAGGACAGUAACUCAACGAGUGACCGAAUUGAAGGCGCUGCGAGCCCUCCGGCGCCGAAACGGAGACGGGUUGGCCUUGCAUGUUCCGCCUGCCGGAUCCGAAAGUCCAGAUGCAACGGCGUGCGCCCUAAAUGCGACCCCUGCGAUCGCUUAGGAUUCGAGUGCAUCUACGAACUGCCCGAUGCGUCCGCCAAUCUGCUCGUGCCUCGAGACAUAUUUGCCUCCUUAGAAAGCAAGGUCAAGCUGCUUGAGGCUACUGUACAGCAACAGGACCAGCGCAUCAAAGCCAUCGAGACAUCCAGUGUCAGGAAUGAUCGCCAUGUAGAGGUGCCCGUCGCCCGCCACGACGCUCCGGCUCCGGCUCCGGGCAUGGCGACCGGCGUCAUUGUCCAUCCCGAAGGCAUUGAAGAUGCCCCCACGGAACAGAGCAUGACUGAUGGUAUGGCACUUUCCUUUGUCAACGAGGAAGAUUGCGGGUUCUUUGGCCCCUCUUCAAACAUUGCCUUCAUGCGUCACAUCUUCCGUGCAAUGUCCAAGAAAGGCAUUACGAGCCAGGGUCGGUCGCCGGAAUCGCCUUUGAACAUCGGGGCCUACCAGGCCAGCAUGAUAAGCGUGCCGCAGCCAGCGUCGUCCAUGUCCGUCCAGGAACACAAUGGGGAGCUGGAAAAUGCUGUACAGGUUAACAUUCUACCGCCGGAGGAGGAAACUGAAAAGCUCAUCCGGUCCUACUUCUCCAACACUGGCCUUCUCUUCCCUUUUAUCCACGAAGACACGUUUCUAGCAACGUAUAACCGCAUGCGGGAUCAAAAUUAUCGCGCCAAUAUUAGACGGACCUGGCUCAGUCUACUAAACAUGAUAGUCGCCAUGGCGAUUUGCACGUCGCAGUGGGCUGAAGAUGGUACAGAGUAUCGAACGGACCAGUCGGACGUGUAUUAUCGGCGGGCGCGAGAACUCUGCAAGACGCAGAUGAUGAGAGGCACUACUCUUGAGACCGUGCAGUAUUUGUUGCUCACGAGCCAGUACUUGCAAGGCACACAGCGAUCGGUCCAGACAUGGACUACCCACGGCCUAGCUGUGAAGGCGGCUUUGUCCAUCGGCCUCCACUCGAGGGACAUGAUGGCGAGAUUUACGCCCAUCGAGCAGGAGAUGAGAAAGCGGACCUGGUUCGGCUGUGUGCUAUUGGAUAGGAGCCUCAGCAUGACGUUCGGGCGGCCGAGUGCUAUUCCAGAGGAUUAUAUCCAGCUGGAUCUUCCCACAAUCAUUCCCAUGGAUGAUGGUACCGAAGCGGCGUAUGGCAUCGCAAGCGUUGGCUUCUUCAACUCUACCAUGCAUGCCUCUCCCUUCUUCUCGCAAGCUCUUCUAUACAGAGUUCUAUGGAAAAUUGUCGCCACGCUUUAUGGCCAUAAUCUUGCCAGCGUAGAGACACCACCCGAGACGUGGAUGAUUACGCAAAUCUUCCAGCUCGAGCAAGAACUCAACAACUGGGCCAGUGCAUUGCCCCGUCCGUUGUUCUUGCGGAGUUCCACCAACUUACCGGAGGAAGGCGACGUGCAAGAUGAUAUUCUGGAACGGUUCAGAGUAGUCCUUUCACUGCGAUACCUGAGCGUGCAAUUAUUGCUAUACAGGCCGGUGCUGGCCGAUUCCCUCGCUCGCGGAACGAGCGGCGAAAAGCAGCGCUCGGUCAGCAAAGUCCAGGCCAACUUCAACUUCAUGUGCGUGCAGGUCGCAGAGGACAUCAUCAACAUCAUCCACGCCGUUCUCACGAAGCCGGGUCUCGGGCGGCAUCUCAUGGGAGCUUGGUGGUUCACGCUGUAUUAUACAUUCAACGCGGCUUUGGUCCUGUUUGGUAGCCUUUUAGUGCCGAUCCAGGACACAGCAGGUGAUCCCUUCGGGGUGGGGGAGAUCAGCCGUACGAAGCAGUACCUGGAAAAGGCUGUCCAGGGCCUCGUCCAGCUUGGGACGCGAAACAUAACCCUCCAUCGGUGCGUCGAUUAUCUGAAGCAACUGGUACGGCUGCUUGAUAGUUGGGGUUCAUCGCCCCCUCUUCAAUUGGAUGGACCAGCUUCGAAUAAUCUCUCCAGCAACGCCGCCCAAGAUUCAAAUCUCUUAUCCGACCUACUCUCCAGACCUCCAGCACUGGAAGGGCCUGGAAUGGGCUUUGAGGAUGAUCUUGAGCUUGGGAACUUUUUCACGAGCGAGUUCCAGCGGUGGUUUGACCGGUUCCCGACGUGA